This is a messenger RNA of Haliotis rubra (blacklip abalone), 7021 nucleotides long. Its product is annotated as MOB kinase activator 2-like. The coding region runs from base 389 to 1162 and encodes 257 amino acids. Gene Ontology annotation, cellular component: cytoplasm; nucleus. The record is from RefSeq and is a predicted model, not a curated record. Gene Ontology annotation, molecular function: protein kinase activator activity. Gene Ontology annotation, biological process: positive regulation of protein phosphorylation; signal transduction. The transcript is spliced from 5 exons. Lineage: Eukaryota; Metazoa; Mollusca; Gastropoda; Lepetellida; Haliotidae.
AUUCUUACCACAGUGACCCGUCUGUCACACUUCACUGCUAUCAGCUGCUAUAGGCCAGCACAUGAGCCAGGCUCACGCUGAAACGUACACAUGGUGUGAUAAAACAGACGGAAAUGUGACAGGGAGUGCAGGAUAGUUUCCUGGUUUAUACUUUACAUUCAAGGAAUUGACAGUGCUGUAGGAGGUCCUGCACUUAACUGAUCGUGGGAAGUUGAUAUCUGUGAUCACUGCAGACAGACAGUACUCUGCAGCUGGUUUUGGAGCAACUUGGAACAGUUGCCAGAUUCAUCACUUGAGACAAUUACGAAGCCUAUUGAUUGUAAAGAGGUGACAAUCUUUAAAACUGGAGCGAAUAUUCCCAUUCAAGAUACUCAAAUCAUCUCCUAAAAUGACAACUGGAAUAUUGUUUGUUUUCAACCUGUGGAAGGGGAGACGGAAAGAUAAGGACUCCCCUACCCCCCCUGCCAGCGAGGAACAGCGUCAGUACCUGGGGGAAACGUUCAUCAAGGAACGUGUCACAGAAGCAGAUUUCUUCAAGCUAGUCUCACUACCUCCACACCUAGACUAUAACGAGUGGUUGGCUACUCACACGAUAGCGUUCUUCAACCAUGUGAACUUAAUGUACGGGGUGAUCUCUGAGUACUGUACCUCUGAGGGACAGGCAUGCUCCUCGAUGGCAGCCCCGGGCAGUGUGCAAUAUUAUUGGUAUGAUGACAAGGGGAAGAAAUACAAAUAUUCAGCUCCUCAGUAUAUUGACUAUGUCAUGACAUAUAUACAGACGUCCAUCACAGACGAGUCUGUCUUCCCAACAAAGUUUGGUCAUGUCUUCCCAAACUCAUUUGAAACAGUUGUGAAGAAGGUGCACCGUUAUCUCCUCCAAGUAUUAGCACACAUAUACCAUGCACAUUAUAGGGAACUUCUGACACUUGGCCUGCAUGGCCACUUAAACAGUCUGUUCACUCACUUCAUGGUGUUCAAUAUGGAGUUUAACUUACUAGAGGAGAAGGACACGGAGGUCCUCCAGGACCUGGUGGAGGCCCUCCUCAAAUGUCUAGAAGACUAUAACCAGAGUAUACAGGAUAAUGCAGCUAAUGAAGAUAGUGCAGACACACCGGAAGACACUAGUCCCCAACAGCCAGAGAAACAGCUGCUGCAAACAUAGUGGAUUCCUAACCUUUGUCUUUCAUAUCAACAGGAUGUGUAAUGGUCGUGCAUUUGCAUCGGGGACUCAGGAUAUAGUGUGGAAGGAUCAAGGAUGUGAUACUGUGCUAGGGAGGAGUGUAUCAACAGUGUGACUCUAGAGAGAGAGAAGAUCCUGGAUAAGGAUCUGAAUGCUUGGAUGUGGAGUUGGUCCUCAUGCAGCUGAAGAAGGAUCUCGUGCCUCUUAGUUUCAGCUUUCUGUAGUUUGAAUGGAUCAGUGUUCAUAAUGUCAUUUUGGGUGAUAAUUUCAUUUUCAGCAGGGUUUGUGCUUUGUUAUUGUUUUAUAUCAAUGGUAUAUAAAUACAUGAAUGCUAAUGACGAAUUAAUGAGGUGUUAUUUGCUUAUUUGGGGUAGAAAUGUUAGUUCUUUGUUGAAAGCCAUAGGCAUGCUUCAUUUGUUCCAACUUCCGAUAAGGAUUUGAUAAAAGGAAACAUCGAUCCUGUUUACUGAUCUGUAUAUUGUUUUUACAAUAUCUGAUGGAAGAAAAUACCUCGGUGAUGAAUAAUGACAAAAUGACAGUGUCGACUGCUACAGAUGAGUUGUAGGUUGCCAUUGAGGUAGAUGCAUGAUGCAGAGAGACUGUGAUGUUUUCCUGGUGUAGAACUUGAUCAGUGUGAUUCUUCUGACUCUGUGGUUUGGGUAUGAGGAACCCAGUCCAGGGUUUCGAUGACUAUAUGAGGACUGCAUAUUCUUGUUUCAAAUCUUUCCACACAUUGACCACCUUACAGAGUUCUGCAAUAGGCUGCUACCCACACCCUCUCUAUAGAGAUGUAUGCUUCACUAAUGUAUUGCUGUGGACUGAAGUUAGAACAAACAAUACUCUGUGUUGAAUAUAGUGGCACAUUAGGGAUUUUACCCAGCAAGAAUGUAUUCAUCAACACUAGCUGGUGUUGUGUGCUGUACAGCAGGUAUGUGUUGUAAUUUGUUAUGUCACUUUGUGGGCCGGGUCAGAACACUGGCAUGGAAUCUGAUGUGCAGGAAAGUGGCGAUUCUUUCAGAUCUUCAGAUGAAGAACCCAAUUACACCUUUAAUGAAUAGUUACAUACUUUGGAUGAUGCUGGACAGUUAGUGCCAAAAUGAUUUGAGUUGAUGACCAGGGACCAGGUCAUCAUAGCAGAUAAGGACUGAUAUGUGCCAAGUCAAUACUCUUGGAGAAGGCUCUCAUGGUCAGAUUUCUUGAAAGAUGUCAUGGGUUUUAUCUGCAAAAUGCAAAGAUAGGAUUCCCAUUGUUGCCAAUAAUAUUGUUAUAUGGGGCUGCCAUUGUUAUCAGUCUUGAAGAAGGUGCCAAGGAAGUGAUGGAUGUCAAACAGGUAAUCGCGUACAGGUGCCAAAUAUUACCAUGCAAAGGCUGUAUUGUUGCUGUGUACGUCCUUGGCAGGAUUGAAGUUUGACCUCAUGAAGCCCAGGGCUCUCUUGUUGCAGGGUUGGAGGUGUAUAACAUAGAGUUGAUUGUGCACUGGUGCCAAGCCUUCGUUCUGCUGCUUGCCAAAGAAUUGUGGUGUAGAACUAAUCUGACACUUCUGUGUGCCUACAUGUUCUCUAUGACAUCUGCUGGAGGACGAUGAUAAGUGACCUUGUACAAGUACCAUACAGUUGGCUGCAGUGAUAUUCCUGCAGUGAUGGAGAUUCUCAUGCAGUUAACACUGCCAGUCUUAGUAGGCUUUAUUGGAUGAAAAAUAAGGAACCUCAUUGGUUUGGUCAAAUGUAGUAAAUAUAAUGUCAUUAAUUCACUGAAAACUGUAAGAAUGGAUGAAAAACAAACUGAGCCGUGUGAUGAAAAACAUUUUAGACAAUGCCGAGAGCUAUGCCUUUGACUGUACACUCAUGUAUGGUUGUGUUAGUAUUGUGCUGAUGUUAAAAGUGAUAGCACCACUAGCAUUUGUCAUGAACACAGUUGUCUGAUACAAGGAAGGUUCAAUGAGAUGUUCAUUUCUUUCAAUGUGAAUUUGGAUGAUUUCGGUACUGUUAAUGGUAUGUUCCGGCCAAGACAAAAGAUAUACUGAUUUCUUAAAUGCUUGUUUUGAUCAUUGCCAUUUACUUUGGCAGUCUGAAUUCUAAAAGGUUGAAAUGAAAUUCAUGUAAAUAGACUUUUCUUUAGUCCUUGGAUGACAUUUUUCGAUUUUCAUAAAGCCAUCCUUUGACUUUUGGAAAAGUUUCAUGAGGUCUUAAAUCAUCGUCAACCUGACCAAUUUACAAAUGAUUUGAAGUUGGAUUUGUAGUACUCAGUAUAGUUCUUUGUUCAAAAAAUGAAAAGCAAUUUUCAGACGAAAAGACGUUUCAGACUUCGCUAUUUACAUUGCUAAUGGUAGUUGAGAUUAAUGAAUUAAUGACAGUUUCUUGAAGGAUGACAGAAUACUCUGUCCUAUGAAAGAAAGUUCAUCUUUUGUUCCUUGUAUGAGACCAGCUGCUUUGUCUACAGUAAUACUGUCAUAAUACCCUGAUGUCAUCCAUGGCUGGAAGUGAACACACGUAGGCGACGCUCCAAGUACUGUCUGUGUGGGCAGUCUUGUUACUCAGGCCACUGCUACUGAUGAUCACUUGUUGCUGUGAACAUGACCCCAGUGUUUAGACAUGCAUACUUCCUGAUCCAAUUGCUUUGUCUUCUGCAAUACUAGAACGUUAAGUGGAGCUGUGAUAUCUUGGAAAAAUGUACAUACUCUGAUAAUAACUAUGUUAAUGGCUUUGGUCAUUCAGUGUCUAGGUAUCAUAUUAAUAUAUAUUUUCCUCAUACUUAAAUUAAGCAGUAUUAUGUUUCAGCUUAAGCAGAGCACAGUAACCUUGAGUAAAUGCAGACAUUUACAUAUACAUACCAUCUUAUAAAAUAAUGCCAAAUGUUGAAGUUUAAAAUUAUGCUCGAAUGCCAUUUGUGUGUUCUUAUCCGCAACACUUUUGGUUAAAAUGUCCCCACAAAGAUGCUGUGAAUUCUGUAUGUACGGACUUGAGUACACUAAUUCAUGUAAUAAAGAUCUGGGUUUCCUCAGCACUACCUAUGACCUUCUUUCCUGUUAAGGUUGAAUCCAAAGGCAUGUAGAGGGGAUCCCAUAAAGCAAGACAUGUGAGGCAUUUUUAUUCAUAGCCAAGAAACUGACAUGCAUUUUUCAUCUGAUCUCUCAUCUAAUAUUUAAAGUAAUAUCUUGUUCUACAUUUACCUUUGAAUUUUUCACAUGUUGUUCCUACACAAACUGUGAGCAUGGCACAUUGCAGAAAAAGGAUAAUCAUGACAAAUCUGUAAACCUCCAAUUUUGAGCUCCCAAGGGGAGAUAAUCCAGCUUGGCAGCAUUAUCCAACAUGGCCACCCCUAGCAGCAGCAAAGCAUAAGAAUGUAUUUAUUUUAUAGAUUAUUUAUUUUGUUGUAGAUUGUAGUAUUUUCAGUUGUUGUCAGGGUUUGUUUCAGGACGUCCCCAGAUAAACGCAGUCAAGCUAACGAUGCUAACACUUGUUACUGACCAUUCACUGAGUGCUUAAAGCUCUGCAUUUCUGAUGUUUCAAUACUUUGAGUGAAUGUCAUUUCCUUUUGUUUUACCAGCAGUUCUGAUUAGAAUACUCUGGAUUAUGUGUAAUACUUACAAACAUGCAUUUUGUUUUUCUUUUGCCUUUGAAACUAAUUUUAUAUUCCUGGGUUGAAAUAUUCCAUAUGUGUUCAGGAGUUAGAACCAAAAUACACAUGCCAUUGUUGUUCUAUCAUUAAUGUCAUAUAUAGCUUUCAUUUCAUUAACAAACACAAUGAUCUGUCACUUCUUUGUGGUUUCUGUCUGUAACUGUUUGCCUCAAUGUGUGCAAAUGUGAUUGCCUUCAAAUAUUUGGGGCCAUAUUGUGUACCAAUCAAACAAGACAAAAUAUUGCAAACCAUAUUGGUUGUUUUGAAUUUGUGUUUAAUAUUUUAUUGUCAAAUUUCUCACUGUUGUACACAGAAAUGAGCCCUUUGUCAAAUAUGAAUAAACAGACAAGUGUCAUAAUGACAGGUAGAAAAUGAGAAAUCAAAUAUUUUAGGCGUGUCACACUCACAUUAGAUAAGGCUAUUUAGGUCGAGCAUGUUUUUGGAUUUCACUGAAGGCAAAAUAGCAUUUAGUUGUUUUUGAUGAGCAAUUUGUUAAAAAGUGGGAAACGCUACAGCCCAUGUUUCACAUGCUAUACACUUCAUCUUGUCAUGGCAAGUUGGAAACCUUGCCUAGUCUUUUUUUUCAUAGUGAAUUAGAAUCCUAACAUGGCUAUUGUCAUUGUGAAAUGGAAUCUUAACCUGAUGAUUGUCAUUGUGAGGUGGAACCCUAGCCUGAUGAUUGUCAUGGUGAGGUAGAAUCCUAACCUGGUGAUUGUCAUGGUGAGGUGGAACCCUAGCCUGAUGAUUGUCAUGGUGAGGUAGAAUCCUAACCUGGUGAUUGUCAUGGUGAGGUGGAACCCUAGCCUGGUGGUUGUCAUGGUGAGGUGGAACCCUAGCCUGGCUGUAGUCAUGGUGAGAUGGAACCCUAGCCUGGUGAUUGUCAUGGUGAGGUGGAACCCUAGCCUGGCUGUAGUCAUGGUGAGAUGGAACCCUAGCCUGGUGAUUGUCAUGGUGAGGUGGAAUCAUAGCCUGGCUGUAGUCAUGGUGAGAUGGAAUCUUAACCUGGCUGUUGUCAUGGAGAGAUGGAAUCUUAACCUGGCUAUUGUCAUGGUGAGAUGGAAUCUUAACCUGGCUAUUGUCAUGGUGAGAUGGAAUCUUAACCUGGCUGUUGUCAUGGUGACAUGGAAUCAUAGCCUGGCUGUAGUCAUGGAGAGAUGGAAUCUUAACCUGGCUAUUGUCAUGGUGAGAUUGAAUCUUAACCUGGCUGUUGUCAUGGUGAGAUGGAAUCUUAACCUGGCUGUUGUCAUGGUGAGAUGGAAUCUUAACCUGGCUGUUGUCAUGGUGAGAUGGAAUCUUAACCUGGCUGUUGUCAGGAAGAGUGGAACCUUACCCUGACUGUUGUCAUGGUGAGUGGAAUCCUAACCUGUCAAUCUACUCUAUAGAAGUGUUUCCUCUGCACUAGUAUUCAUCUGAACCAGACCUUACUUCAUAAUAUCUGUAUUUCAUGUGGUUAGUGCCAAACAUUAGGAGUGGGAUCUCUAGAGCCUUGUAAUUUGCCCUAUGAGUUUGCUUACAUAGUAUGUAACAAGUGAUACUAUGGAUCUUGCUAAUGUGACUAGCAUGAUCUAUGUUCGUCCAGGCUUUGUUAAAUAUACUCAAAAGCAUUUUGUGUAGUAUUCAGCUAUUAUUUAGGACACCACAUGCUGAAAGAGCAUCUGUUAAUGGAUGCAAAUGAUAGAGAAUACUCUGAGCUGUGUCCCCACCUUUUGGUUUGACAUAGUGUAAUCAGUAUUUCAAUAAGCAUCGGACUCUUAUAUAGCUUUUGUGUAAAAACAUUCAAUGUCCCACAUAAUGAAACAAAUCAUAGUAAGAAAACUUACUCUUUUUAAAGAAUGUUUUGUAUGGAAAUGUGCUAAAACAAUAAUUCAAUGACAAAUCAACUUGGGGCUUCUUGAAAAUAUCUGAAACAAAUAUGCCUAGUUCUGUUUUGUGAGAAUGAAAAUAAUGUCAAUUUUGGCCUUAAUAUGCUAGGAAUUUGGGGAUAAUGAUUUGUAAGAAUCAUAUGAUAUUUUUUUUUUGAUUAUGAUUAUAUGUGUUGCAUUCUUCCAAGUAGGCUUAUACAUGUAUGAGUUGUGUAGAGGACACUGUGUGGACUCUUGGCACUAAUCAGAUGCUCUACAGACACUACAGUAAGUGUAACUGUGUAUCAUAUACUUCAUGGCUGUCAUCAGCUCAACACAAUACAUUUUACUCCUAUGUCAAAAUAAAAGUUAUAUUAUGAAA